This is a messenger RNA of Pelodiscus sinensis (Chinese soft-shelled turtle), 2402 nucleotides long. NCBI's taxonomy places the organism in Eukaryota, Metazoa, Chordata, Testudines, Trionychidae. The record is from RefSeq and is a predicted model, not a curated record.
GGGAGACUGGAAUUGGAAAAUCAACCUUGAUAGAUACUUUGUUUAACACCAGUUUUGAUGACCGUGUAUCAACACAUUUUCAACCAAAUGUAAGACUCAGAGCUCAGACGUACGAACUCCAAGAAAGCAAUGUUCGAUUGAAACUAACCAUUGUAAAUACAGUGGGAUUUGGUGACCAGAUAAACAAAGAAGAUAGCUAUCAGCCAAUAGUGGAUUAUAUAGAUGCACAAUUUGAGGCCUAUCUCCAGGAAGAACUGAAAAUUAAACGCUCCUUAUACAACUACCAUGACACUCGCAUCCAUGUCUGCCUCUAUUUUAUUUCACCUACAGGCCAUUCCCUUAAAACACUUGAUUUGUUAACAAUGAAGAAUCUUGACAGCAAGGUGAACAUUAUACCAGUCAUAGCCAAAGCAGACACCAUUUCUAAAACUGAACUACAGAAGUUUAAGAUCAAACUCAUGAGCGAAUUGGUUAGUAAUGGAGUCCAGAUAUAUCAGUUUCCGACAGAUGAUGAAACCAUUUCUAAAAUUAAUGCCACAAUGAAUGGACAUUUACCAUUUGCUGUAGUGGGUAGUGGGGAGGAAAUGAAGGUUGGCAACAAAAUGGUGAAAGUUCGACAAUAUCCUUGGGGCAUUGUACAAGUGGAAAAUGAGAACCAUUGUGACUUUGUAAAGCUUCGUGAGAUGCUUAUUUGCACAAAUAUGGAAGACCUGAGAGAGCAGACUCAUGCACGCCAUUAUGAGCUCUACAGACGCUGUAAACUGGAAGAGAUGGGCUUCAGAGACACAGGCCCUGAAAACAAACCUGUCAGGGUCCCCCUACUACAGGGUUACAAAGGUAGCAAAAAGUCUAUAUCUCACAGCCACGCUUCUGUAGAAAGUCUACAGGAGACCUAUGAAGCAAAGAGGCAUGAGUUCUUCGGUGAAUUGCAGCGGAAGGAGGAGGAAAUGAGACAGAUGUUUGUACAGAGAGUCAAGGAGAAAGAAGCAAUAUUGAAAGAAGCUGAGCGAGAGCUACAGGCUAAAUUUGAGCAUCUUAAGCGACUUCACCAAGAAGAAAGGAUGAAGCUGGAGGAAAAAAGAAAACUCCUAGAAGAUGAUAUGAUUGCAUUCAAUAAAAGGAGAACUGCUACUGAGUUACUUCAAGCGCAGGCAUUUGCAUCUACACCUAGCGUCAGUUUGAAAAAAGACAAGGACCGCAAAAACUUUAUGUAACACAGAGGAUUAUGGCAACCAAAUAUUAAAAAUUAUACAAGCACGCUAUGGUCUCCUAUGCUUUUUCUUUUUCUUUUGUAUUUUUUAUCAAACGAGAACUUGGAAAAUGACCAUUACUACUGGAAGUUCAGAAGAAAAGUAUAUGGUCAAUAUGCAUACAGUAUUGUAAGUUACUGACAUUUUAAUGUAAUUUAAUGGACAUUACCAUUAAGCAGCUGUAUUAAUAUGCCUUUCUACUUUAUGUGCGUAUGGCCAAGUCACAUACACUUAAGGGCACUGUACCAAAGAAAAUAUCUCUGCCAUAAACAGUUUCCUUUCAUAAUAUGAAUGCUGUAAUACAGAAGUAUUCAGUGAAUAUAUAUAUUAUAACCUUUUGAAAGUAAUUUUGAUAUGUUUAUUACUAAUAGCAUUUAAUGUAACUGCUGAAGUAUUUUGAAAUGUAUUAAAUAUUUAAAUCUGCUCAAAUAACCACUUAUUAAUUUUGCUGACAGUGGUUUGUUUUUAUAGAAACACUAUCUUGAUUUUGUGAUUUAAGCCUUCUAAUGAAAAUGAAUCAUGGUCUUCAGUGGUGCAGUGUUGCAUGCUAAUAUAUUUGUAGCUGACAUAACUAAUUUAAGACCAAGUAAUUUAAAAAUAUGGUCUAAUCUAGUUUCAUCUUCUUUUCAGUGUUCUGCCUCUUUACUUACAUGGUUCAGAAGCUGGGCAUUUAUAAAAUAAACUAGUCUGUUAAAGACACACAUGAAUAUAUUUACAAACAUGAAUUGUCCCAAUAGUCCCUUGCAUGCAUAAAUUAAACAGGUGUAAGAAUUUCCAAGAUUGGAGCCUUACUUUGUAUCUCCUUACUACGUAAAGACAAAGUGUUUAGUCACUUACAGAAUAGGCUGAAGAAUCAUAUUAAAAAAAAAAAAACCCAGACAGACAAACCUUGGAAAGUAACCAUAGCUUUGUGGUAUUAAAAUUAUGUCAUAUAACUAAAACAGAUAGCUAAACUUCCCUUUUGUUAACUUCAGCACUUUUGGUUAAAGCACAUGUAAAACAAUUAUUUUAAAAUAUUAAUCCCAAUAACUAUUUAUCUGCAGUAGUCUAUAGAUAAUCUAAUUCUUCCAAGAUAACUUGUAUGUUUUUAUGUAAUAUUUUUGAAAUAAAAUAUUAAUACAUCACUGAAAUAAAAUGCACUUGCUGAAAUGU